Phytophthora nicotianae INRA-310 is the source of this 405-nucleotide messenger RNA. RefSeq lists its product as hypothetical. The coding region runs from base 1 to 405 and encodes 134 amino acids. The transcript has 3 exons. NCBI's taxonomy places the organism in Eukaryota, Oomycota, Peronosporomycetes, Peronosporales, Peronosporaceae. The record is from RefSeq and is a predicted model, not a curated record.
AUGCCAACUUUAUCCGAGAUGAAAGCUCGAUUCACGGGUGCAAAGAUGAGCGAGGACGGAGGAUUCUACUCUGCGAUUCCUGAAUAUUGUGCAUUCUUUAAAGAGAAGUCGGCGUUGUGCAACGAGUUUAACGCGAGUGUUUUGCUCCUGAGCGGCAAGCUGGACGCUCAGACCCCCCAUGUAUUCGCGGAGUACUUGUUGAAUGAGCUGCAAGGUGACCCAAGCAGUGAAGUCUGCGGGAUGAAGGUACUGGCAUCGUACGUGCGCGGUGGUGGAAGCUUGGAUAAUUUGUAUGUGCAUGAGAUGCCAACGUUUAACGUGAUUAAUCCAGCUACGUAUUUGUACAUGUACUUCGGUACAGACGACGCCUAUGAUGGCGUGUAUAACGCGAGUUUGGUAGCGUAA